This is a messenger RNA of Fomitopsis serialis, 594 nucleotides long. RefSeq lists its product as uncharacterized. The coding region runs from base 1 to 594 and encodes 197 amino acids. The record is from RefSeq and is a predicted model, not a curated record. Lineage: Eukaryota; Fungi; Basidiomycota; Agaricomycetes; Polyporales; Fomitopsidaceae. The transcript is spliced from 2 exons.
AUGGCAGGUGUCCUAGCCAAUGCUCAUCAAGCCCACUUCUCCACUUCAGUUGUGAAUGAAACAGGAGGACUCCGUGUGAGGAGACCAGGCUGGGAUGAAGAAGUGGACAAGGACGCCUCCGGGAAUCUCAUAUUCCAGUCCCUCGCAUCUCUCAUGCAGAUGAAACCAAACUCGAGAUACGGCAAUGGUCAUUCAAUUGCUCGCGCCAGCAUCCCUGCCAGGACAUUACUGUAUCAUGGAUCCUUCCACUCGGAGUAUCCCUCGAGAGAUUGGAUUGCUUUCGAUCCUGAGCACGCUUUCAUAUUCACUGGUCAAUCGGACGGCACUCUCUGGACCCUCACGACGACACGGGAACUCAAUUUUAUCUACUUCGAUGGCUGCAGUGCCAACAAGCAUGGUGCCGUCCUAGAUACACAAGAUAUAUUCCUCUGGGGUCACGGUGAGGUUGGACGUAAACGAGGUGACUGGCGGGUCGACGAGUUUGCUCGUUUCAAUGAUGGGUGCGAGUGGGCGAAACUGCACGGCAUAGACGGCUUCAUCAGAAUGGAAUGGGACUUGUAUGUGAGCUCAGUACUGCGUCGAGACAUGACCUGA